This is a messenger RNA of Lagenorhynchus albirostris (white-beaked dolphin), 753 nucleotides long. RefSeq names its product androgen dependent TFPI regulating protein (gene ADTRP). NCBI's taxonomy places the organism in Eukaryota, Metazoa, Chordata, Mammalia, Artiodactyla, Delphinidae. The record is from RefSeq and is a predicted model, not a curated record. Gene Ontology annotation, cellular component: membrane; endomembrane system. The transcript has 6 exons.
UGGUCAGAGCUAGCCAUGACGAGGACUUCUACGUGCAUAUACCACUUUUUUGUUUUGAGCUGGUAUAUUUUCCUCAAUUUUUAUAUCUCACAACAAGGAGAGGAUCCACGGAAAUCCAAAGUCUUUCUAAAUGGUGGACAAUGGAAGUACUUAACAUUCCUUAACCUGUUCUUGCAGGCCCUUUUCUAAGGGGUGGCCUGUCUGGAAGAUGUGCUGAAAAGAGCUAAAGGGAAAAAAGACAUUAAGUUCGUAACAGCCUUCAGAGACCUGCUUUUCACCACACUGGCUUUUCCGAUAUCUGCAUUUGUAUUUUUGUCAUUCUGGAUCCUCUUUCUCUACGAUCGAGAACUCGUUUACCCUAAGGCCCUAGAUGGUAUCUUUCCAGUGUGGUUGAAUCAUGCAAUGCACACAUCUAUAUUGCCCUUCUCUCUGGCUGAAGUCAUCCUCAGGCCACACUGCUAUCCACUGAAGAAGAAAGGACUCGCUUUGUUGGCUGUUGCUAGCCUUGCUUAUGUCAGCAGGGUUCUAUGGAUCUGCUCCGAGACGGGUACAUGGGUGUAUCCCGUGUUUGCCAAACUCAGCCCAGUGGGUCUAGCAGCCUUCUUCUCUCUCAGCUACAUCUUUAGCGUCGGCAUCUACCUAUUUGGAGAGAAGCUCAACCACUGGAAAUGGGGUGACACGAUGCAGCCAAGGAAGAAGAGGAAGUGAUUAGACACCAUUUUCCAAGAACUAAGGAAGAAGAAAACAGGAGAG